AUGGUCCAAUAUAUAGUAGCCCAGUCAGAGGAUCCAAGGCCGAGCGAGUUGCAACUCUACGGAAAAAGUCACUGCAAAUGUGCAGCCAAACUGGCUGCACAGAGACUCAAGAUUGAGAGGCAGCUCCCAAAAGAGCAGAGCAAGAUAUAUGCCAAGCUCAGCAGUUGGGAGUUUUCCAAAGACAUUUUGGAGAAACUCACACGGGCUGGAUUCACAAUAGGGGACUUGAUUGCCUACAUCUUUAAUCCAAGUUCAGGUCAAGGCACUUAUUGGUGGGAUGGGUUCUUUCGAGUGAAAGGAGCAGCCACUCAAAUACUGAAUUUCUGGAGCUCAAACAGAAACAACCGGAGUAACCAAAGUGAAGUACGCACCUGGGCAUUCAACUACAUAUGUAGUGCAGUCAAGAAAGAAGCUCACCACAUUAUGCAGACCAGAUACCUGCAGAGCAAUAAGAAGCAUGUCAAUGGGGAUUAUUUCCUCAAUUUCAAUCUCAAAGCAAUGUAUUUGCAUCUACGACAGAGUGCCAAAAUAGCCUCUAAUGUGUUUGAGGCUUUCACAACAUCGUCUAAACAAAAGAGGGGUGUGACACCUACCAAGCAAGCAAAAAAAGAUGUAGUGCUAUCAUCUAUGAUGUUACAAGCGCUUGGCAAGUACAGCCAAGAUAAUAACAUUCUCAAAAAAGUCAUGGGCUUGUAUUUCUAUGCUACAGGAGUACAGUGCCAGGCCAUCUCUGUGGCAUCACAUCUCAGAAUUUCUGAAAGUUAUAGCUGUGUUAUACAGAAACCAUGCAUAGCCAAAGCGAAAGGAGUUGGACAAGAUCAAUUACUGAAUGUAAAUCUAUCAGUAAAAUCAUGGAAGCCAGGGACAUUGCAGUCACUAUCCAACUCAAUGCGUGAAGUGGCACGGAGUGUUGCCUCCACUGGAUUAUUUGCUGUAGUCUAUGGCAACAUAAAUAUGAUGUUGUAUGUUGCAGAGCAAGCUGUAGGCAGAAAUGGUAAACACCAAUAUUCACAGGAAAAUGGAACAUGUGCCUCAAAAGAUGAUAUGAAACUUACCAACUGUGAAAAAUUGUUCAAUAAUGCAAGAUCAUUAUCAUUCAAAGAUGUCAUUCUCAACUAA
Molecule: messenger RNA, 1119 nt
Organism: Serpula lacrymans var. lacrymans S7.9
Lineage: Eukaryota; Fungi; Basidiomycota; Agaricomycetes; Boletales; Serpulaceae
Exons: 3
Coding region: 1-1119 (372 amino acids)
Source: RefSeq, a predicted model, not a curated record